AUGUCGCUUCGCGAGAAUCUCGAGAAGCCUUUGGUCAUCGAACCCAAGGCUGGGCACACCCAUACAGUUAUCUUCCUGCACAGAUACCCCGUGGACACCAGAGAUGAGGACCUCUCUACCAAGGUUCUUUCAAGCAAGAAGCCCGGAUGGUUCAUGACCCUACACGACAAGUUUCCCACCGUCCGAUGGGUUUUCCCACACCCAAAGCUGCACUCCAAGACGCAGAAGGGUCAGCCCCGUUACUAUGAGGACUUGAGUCCCUCUGAUGUAGCUAAACUUGGGCUACUAGACAAUGGAGUUCCCUACAUCACCCAGAUUAUCCUGCACGAGGCACGCUACGUUGGCGCUCUGGACAAGGUCAUUAUUGGUGGCCAGGGGGAAACUGCAGUAGCUGCUCAUGCUGCAAUCAAUCGCUUCCCAGAGAUCCCUUUUGCAGCCAGGAACGACGCCGCGGCUACAGAAGCUUUUAUCCGCCAAACCUUUCCCGGUAAUUGGACUGGAGCAUCCGAUUUCAAGCUUGCCGGCUUUGUUGGCAUGCAUGCCAUCGACGAUGAAGGAAGCCAAGAUCAGCGCACCUCUCUGCUGGUCUCCAAGUGGCCAAACGAUAAGACCAUCAAGGACAACCUGAUUCUGAAUACCCCCCACAAAUUCAUUCACGGCGGGACCAAGGUUGAUCAUGAGCCUGGCGACGGAGCUCGAAUCCAGCAGUUCUCCGACUUUCUUGCAAGCCUCGGCGUUUUCUACAAGGGGAUGGAGAUGGAGACGCAAACCUUGACCCUCUCUGCUGAGCCGGAGAAGGUCGUUCCUCGAUUCACCAAGGCCAAUGAACCGACUACAGAGGACAUCGCCAAGGCUCAGAAGGAGCGUGAGAUUGCUGAACGCGAAAAGUAUCUGGCCCAAGUCAAGAAGCAGAAGCGCGAGGCAGAGGCAGUCAGAGAACGCACGCUGAAGAGAAUCGAGGACGACAAGAUUGAGCGCAGACUGCGACAGCAGCGCGAGAGGGCAAAGCUUUUCCCGACCGGAGACGAAGGAAUAUUGCCAGAUGAAUGCCAGGAGACUGGCCCUUGGAGACGUGGCGCCCACAAUGAUCGAUACGGUAGAUCUUCCCAGAGCAGAUCUCCCAGUUUUGAUGGCGAUUACGAUGAACAACCGAGAAAAUGGCAUCAUGGCAGUGGUCGGGUCUUGGGAGGCGAACCUGUAAAGACUAAGCCAGAGAGAGAGGAGGCAGAGAGUCCCACAAUCAAGGAUGAGCACUAA
Molecule: messenger RNA, 1257 nt
Organism: Pestalotiopsis fici W106-1
Lineage: Eukaryota; Fungi; Ascomycota; Sordariomycetes; Amphisphaeriales; Sporocadaceae
Exons: 1
Coding region: 1-1257 (418 amino acids)
Source: RefSeq, a predicted model, not a curated record